UCUUGGCUAUUAAAGCAUGAAAGCACCAAACUCCACAUAAGAGGGGAGGAACAAAAAGGGGCUAGUGAUAAAUGUAGUAACAAUGUUUUUUCUUAACAUUAGCUUACAAAUAAAUAUUCAUUAGCUUACAAAUAAAAAUAAAAAUAAAAAUGAUGGGAUUGUCUGAUUGCGAAAUUUGUGUAAAUGCAGAUGCAGGGAUAUUGAUAGAGUAUAGUUAAGUAGUUACAGUUAACAGAAUAGAAUGUGCGUGGUUGAGUGUUAGAAAGAUGGCAACAAUAAUAACUCGACCGCAUAUUCUUUUGCAUUCUUUUUCUCCAUCACUGAAUCUCAAUCUGAAACCCUUGUCAUCAUUAUCCCUUUUUCGCUGCACUAAACUCCCAAAUUCGUUACACUCCAAUUCCAUCACACUCACUCCUCGCCGUAGCUUCUGCUCCGCCAAUUCCACACCACCUCAUCGUAAAUCCGAAUCUAUUUCCAUAGUAAACGACCUUCUCGAUUACCUCAACGAAUCAUGGACUCAUUUCCACGCCACAGCUGAGGCUAAACGCCAAUUAAUCGCCGCAGGUUUUCACCUUCUUGACGAGAACGAAGAAUGGAACCUCAAGCCAGGUGGACGCUACUUUUUCACACGCAACAUGUCUUCUUUGGUUGCUUUCGCCGUCGGAGAAAAGUACAAUGUGGGUGACGGUUUUCAUGCGAUAGCGGCGCACACGGAUAGUCCGUGUCUGAAACUGAAACCCAAAACGGCGUCGCUGAAGUCUUCUUCUUAUUUGAUGGUAAAUGUUCAGACUUAUGGAGGUGGUUUAUGGCAUACUUGGUUUGAUAGGGAUUUGAGUGUUGCAGGGAGAGUUAUUCUCAGAAAGAGUGAUAAUUCUUUUCUUCAUAAGCUUGUCAAAGUCAAUAGACCCAUUUUGCGUAUUCCCACUCUUGCCAUUCAUCUUGACCGCACAGUGAACCAGGAUGGUUUCAAACCAAAUCUAGAGACUCAUCUUCUUCCUUUACUCUCGGUGAAACUUGAGGACACUUCUUCAGAGACAAAAGAGAAGACUGCUGCAUUGACAUCCAAAGCUUCUCAUCAUCCAUUGCUUAUGCAGAUAUUGUCAGAGGAGUUGAAAUGUGAUGUUGAUGACAUAGUGAGUAUUGAACUGAAUGUUUGUGAUACUCAACCUAGCUGCCUUGGAGGUGGAAACAAUGAAUUCAUAUUUUCUGGAAGAUUAGAUAAUCUUGCUUCAAGUUAUUGUGCAUUAAGGGCACUUAUUGACUCAUGUGAAUCUUCCAGUGACUUAGCAAGUGAACAUGCAAUUCGGAUGGUUGCUCUAUUUGACAAUGAAGAGGUGGGUUCAGAUUCUGCUCAAGGAGCUGGUGCCCCCACCAUGUUUCAGGCCAUGAGACGUAUAGUGGCUAGCUUGGCAGACAGCUACAUUGGUGAAGGCUCUUUUGAGCGCACUAUUCGCCAAUCAUUUCUAGUGUCUGCAGAUAUGGCCCAUGGAGUUCAUCCAAAUUUUUCAGAUAAGCAUGAAGAACACCACCGACCAGAGCUGCAGAAAGGACUUGUUAUUAAGCACAAUGCAAACCAGCGCUAUGCUACCACUGGAAUCACAUCUUUUCUUUUUAAAGAAGUUGGGAAAAUCCAUAACCUUCCAACUCAGGAAUUUGUGGUUAGAAAUGACAUGGGAUGCGGAUCAACCAUAGGUCCAAUACUCGCUUCUGGUGUUGGCAUCAGAACUGUUGACUGUGGAAUUCCUCAACUUUCAAUGCACAGUAUAAGAGAAAUAUGUGGGAAAGAAGAUAUAGACAUUGCUUACAAGUAUUUCAAAGCUUUCUAUCAAAACUUUUCCAGCAUAGACAAGAUGUUAACUGUGGAUAGCUGAGCUGUGUUGCUGAGCCUGUGUUUGGUACCAGAGUUGUAUUUGCUAAGGAAGUGGUGAUAGUGGAAUCAAAACCCGACAUUGAUUUUGCAAUCAGUUAAGAUUAGAUCAAUCGCAGAACAAAGUUCUCCUAAAACCAUAGGUCAUGAGUUUUCUUCCCUAGCACUUAGCAUUUCGUUGGAUUAUACAAGAGUUUUGUUUUUACAAUUAUGAUCGAGUUCAGGUCCUCUCUAUUUGCUCAGAGGGCAUCUGUUAAUACAUUAAAACAAUUAUAAUUUUUGGUUUUGUUUGGUUCUUAUUAAUACAUUAGUUAUACCAGCAUAUGCUGGAUGAAAUAAAACAUGAAAAAGAUAAUCAGGCAAACUAGAUAAUCAAAUGGUCAAUUCCCCAGAAUUCUAUACUCA
This is a messenger RNA of Cicer arietinum (chickpea), 2272 nucleotides long. NCBI's taxonomy places the organism in Eukaryota, Viridiplantae, Streptophyta, Magnoliopsida, Fabales, Fabaceae. The record is from RefSeq and is a predicted model, not a curated record.